CCGCGCCUGGCGCUAUCGGCUCUCACUGGCGCUAUCGGCUCUCGCCUGUCCGUGCCUGGCGCUAUCGGCUCUCGACUGGCCGUGCCUGGCGCUAUCGGCUCUCGACUGGCUGUGCCUGCUCGCGGUUGGCUGCCCCUGGCGCACUUCCGGUGCCGCGUGGCCGUGCCCGGGCCCCGCCGCCGCCGCCAUGACCAACGUGUACUCCCUGGACGGGCUGCUGGCGUUCGGGCUGCUGCUGCUGUGCACCUGCGCCUACCUGCGCAGGGUGCCGCGGCUCAGGGCCUGGCUGCUCUCCGAGAAACGAGGCCUCUGGGGAGUCUUCUACAAAGCUGCUGUCAUUGGCACCAGGCUGCACGUGGCCGUGGCUGUCUCCUGCAUCCUGAUGGCUUUCUACGUCCUGGUGGUGAAGUGACCCCAGGGGGACCUGACAGCGACCAGAGCCCUGCUGCCGACCCCAGCCCCUCCGGCACCGACCUGGACUCUGCCUGUGGCAGCCCUGGGGCCCACCAUGGCUUGGCACCUUGCCUAGACUUGCCUUGCCCCCGCGGCAGGGCCAGGCACCCGCGGGUGCCACCAGGCCGCGGUCACAGCGUCAGGAAGGGAGGCCCUGAGCGGGGGCUGGGGGCUGGGCGUGGAGCCCCAGGCAGAGGCUCCAGCAGCAGAGGCUCCAGCAGCGACCCCUUGGCUCCUUCCCCCCACCCUGGACACUGCUGGGGCUGUGGCCCCCAGGCACUCGUGGGAGGCUGCAGGCGGUGGGGGGGGGCAGGGCUGGCAGGGCCCCCCCUCACCAGUGGGAUCUCCUUGGGGGCAGGUGGGAGCCUCCUCCCCACGGGUGCUGUGGGGUCUGUGCCCCCCGGCUCGGGCACGUGGGACCACAGUGCUAAUAAAGUGAGAGUUCUCUCGUGGGCA
This is a messenger RNA of Pogoniulus pusillus (Red-fronted tinkerbird), 909 nucleotides long. It is a transcript of the gene TMEM167B, whose product is annotated as transmembrane protein 167B. Bases 188 to 412 code for a protein of 74 amino acids. NCBI's taxonomy places the organism in Eukaryota, Metazoa, Chordata, Aves, Piciformes, Lybiidae. The transcript has 3 exons. The record is from RefSeq and is a predicted model, not a curated record.